Messenger RNA from Wyeomyia smithii (pitcher-plant mosquito), 2383 nucleotides. It is a transcript of the gene RhoGDI, whose product is annotated as rho GDP-dissociation inhibitor 1. Gene Ontology annotation, molecular function: protein binding; Rho GDP-dissociation inhibitor activity. The record is from RefSeq and is a predicted model, not a curated record. The transcript has 5 exons. Gene Ontology annotation, cellular component: cytosol; membrane; cytoplasm. NCBI's taxonomy places the organism in Eukaryota, Metazoa, Arthropoda, Insecta, Diptera, Culicidae. The coding region runs from base 405 to 1010 and encodes 201 amino acids. Gene Ontology annotation, biological process: Rho protein signal transduction.
UUUCAUCCUCCAUAUUUUUCGCAAAGAUCUCUAAAGUCAGUUCUGAAAGCCGACGGUGCAUCUUUAUUUUCAAAUUUAUUGCGUGUAUUCUGUUGUCUAAUUUCUAUUUCGCGUUUGCACCGAUUACUUCGGACUAUUCUGUUUGAUUGUACGACUGUUGAUUUGCGGUUCAUCCGUUCAGAGUCAACGUGUUUUGUGUUUUUCAUUCUCGCUACCAUCAUCGCCGGAGGUACUACUGCAGCAGCAGGGGACUGAACUGAAAUUAUUGUAUGAUUAAUCACGCUCUACUUGCUUUGAAAAAAGUGAGCGAAAAAAUUCCAAAGCAGUGAACAAGUGACCGGAAGUGGACCUCCGAUUCAACCGGACUCCAGCGGGUGACAGUUCGAAGUCGCUAACGUAUAAUCAUGUCAGCAGAGAAGCCAGUAGUGGAUGCGGUGGACGUGGAAGGUGAGGAACAUGAUGCCAACUAUCAGCCGCCUCCACAAAAAACGAUCGAGGAAAUUUUGGCCGCCGAUGCAGAAGACGAAAGCUUACGAAAAUACAAAGAAGCUCUGCUGGGUGAAGCUCAAGCGGAGAAGAUUAUCUACGAUGCUUCCGAUCCGCGAAAGGUUAUCGUGAAAAAACUAUCACUUCUGGUUGCCGAUCGAGAUCCGAUGGAACUUGAUUUGUCUGGUGAUAUAUCUAAGUUGAAAAAGAAUGUGUUUGUUAUCAAGGAGGGUAUUCAGUAUAAAAUUAGGAUCGACUUUAUCGUUCAGCGAGAGAUUGUUCAUGGACUGAAAUACGUUCAGAAAACCUACCGAAUGGCUGUGCCCGUGGACAAAAUGACGCAGAUGGUUGGUUCCUAUCCGCCGAAAAAGGAAAUACAAAGUUACACUACCCCCUUCGAGGAGGCCCCCUCCGGGAUGAUGGCUCGGGGCACCUACUCUGUCACUUCACUGUUCACCGACGAUGACAAAAACGAGCACCUAAAAUGGGACUGGAGUUUCGAGAUUAAAAAAGACUGGCAGUAAAGAAUUUAUUCCGGGUAAAAGCACGGUGUAUAAAAAUUCACCUAUUAACAAGUUUAUAUUAUAUACAAAAAAUGAUACUACAAUGUAAAAGAAUAAUGUGAAGUCGAGAUUGAUGCAGAACCGGAACCGGUCACAUGGGAGCACAUAGUGCCGGAAUAUGUGAGGGAUAUUUCAUGAAGGAAAUUUUAUUGCUUUAAAUCAUAGCCAAGUAUACAAUAUUUCCAUACUGAAGCUGGUAAGCCCAUUAUAGUAAGCGAAAAAAGUGAAUAAAAAUGCUACCUUAAGCGGCCAGCGAUUGUUAAGUAAAUAAACCCUGAGAACGUGUGGCUGUUUAAUAAUUCGUCUCUGUAUUGCUGCGAUAAUCUGUUUACUAUAUAUAAAUGCGCGAAUCAGUUCAAUGAAGUUUUUUUGUGCGACGUAUAGACAUGGUAUUAUUAAAAUGGUAUUACGAUUAUUGCCCUCUAUUGUGGUGUCCGCUUGGAUACAGUUAUUUAAAAUUUGGCUCUGUGAAAUUUUAUUCAGCUUAUUAGUAAUGUGUCAGACAAAAGUAGUAAUGGUAUGCUUAUGCGUGAAACUUCGCAAUCUGUGAACUGUUUAACCAUCAGAGCGAGUAUCAGCUUCGAACAGCAAUAAGAACCUUAUAUAUGAAUAUAAUUAAACGGAAAUUGUAUAUCCAGAAGUGCUACAUUUUUAAAACAUAGAAUACAAACUCUACAAUAUUAUUCUGGCAGGCAUGAUGAUCUUUACGUUAAUACUGAAACCGAAAAUCUAAAACAUUGCUUGCUGUAUUUGUCAUGCUCCUUAGCUUGGUUUUGAAUAUUUUUAUUUUAAUUUUCAAAACAAUGCGUACCCAAACAAAACAAAAUCAUCAAUUUUGUAAUCUGGAAUCGUUGAACUAAUCGCAUAAAAAUAUAUUUCGUACAGCACAGCCUUGCUUAAUGACACCAAGAAAUUGCUUAGAUAUACGGUUUGUUAUCCUGCGUCAACUGCCAGAGUUAGCAAGUAAUAACGUAACUUCCUGGGCGGUCAGAUCAUGCAUUUAUUUCGCAACACAGGCAUUAUAUUUUUAGUAUUUUAGCUAUGUUAUAAAAAAUUUCCUUUUUUUUUUGGCUACCUAAAAAACAACCGCCAAAACUCUAGUGCAUAACUAGCACCGAAAGCCAUAGCCAAGUAGUGGAAAAACACGCCAGAAAAAAAGCUCCAAACAGUACUAUUUACAAUCGAAACAAAGUUCAACCAACAUGAUAAAACACAACGCCUGUAAACCGGAUAGAAUCGGUAGAAUCAACCAGUCAGUAUGUAGAAUCAGAUGCGUUAUGGCAUAAAGCUAAAACGAUUAAAGUCAGUUUUGUGCUCAACUUGUUCAAACGAAA